AACCAUCGCUGUCAACUUUCAUCACUAUAAGGAAGUGUUACCCACUCAUUACCUACUUACCUAUAAUAUACUUAGUCUGUGUUUCAAGAUUUCGUACUUGCGAGUUCAAGUUGAAAAAAAAAAAUAUGUUGAUUUUAUUCGCGUUAUUUUUGGUAUCAGUGGUACAAGUACAAUGUGUACCGAAGCAUUAUUUCCAUUUGGGUGCUCAUCUUGAAAAUCCGAUUAGCUCUUUCCAGGAACUUAUAAAUCUUAAGGGAGGAUAUAAUGCUGGUUUUCAAGCUGAUGGGUAUCGUCCAAGAUUUCGACGGUGUGCUGAUCAUCACGUAGACGUUCCUUUUAUUAUUUCUGAAGGUUUCUCUGAGAAAUCUCGUGAAACGAUCCUGAAAUCCGUAGAGCAUUUUAGUAAAGAGACCUGUCUGAAAUUACGGGAACAUAAGGAAGAGGAAGAGGACGAGGACACAACUGGGUUCUAUGAUGGCGUCGUUUUUGUUCCUUUAGUUAACAAUGCUUCUUGUGAAUCUUUUCAUUACACAUAUGUUAACGCAACGGAACGUUUAUCGUUGCUCGGCAUUUACUUGAAUGAACCAUUUUGUUUCAAUGGAACUGGACGGAUCAACCGUGCGUUGUAUCUUUCUCUGGGAUUCAUCAGUGAAACCUUAAGACCGGAUAGAGAUGACUACGUAACUGUUUUAUGGGAUAAUAUUAAACCAGAUUGGAAAUUCAAAUUUCAAACAAGAGAAAGCGUCGCAUUUAUACCGGUACUUCCCUACGAUUACCUCAGCGUCUCUCACUAUUACCCCAACGAGUUUGCGGAAGAGGGGAAAUUGUCGUUAAUUUCGAAGACUGAAAAUCACCCUUUGCAAUGGAAUACUGAACUUAGUGCUUUAGAUAAGUACAGAAUUAAUUCGGUGCUGUGUGGUAAACGGAUGCGCGAUCAAAGUGACGAAUCAUCUUCAACAGACGUUGAUGACGAUGAUUAUGAAUAUUAAUCAAACUAAUUAAAUAUCUAUAUUAAAAGGAAAAAGUUUUUUUUUUUUAAAUUUUUCAUUCGAUUAUUUUUGAAUGUCUCGAAAAUAUUUACCUAAUGUAGCCUAACACAUUUGUUAACAUUUAGGUACCUAAGUGAGGUUAUAUUCGAUUAAAAAAUGAUUAAAUUAUUUUGUUGUACCUAUUCAUUUUCAAUCAACUCCACUUCAUUAAUUACAAUUUGUUAUUUUCCAAAUGCAACAGUUUCAUUGUUUCAAAAUUGUAAUAAAAAAGAUGAUACCCAUU
Planococcus citri (citrus mealybug) is the source of this 1272-nucleotide messenger RNA. RefSeq names its product hatching enzyme 1.2-like. Gene Ontology annotation, molecular function: zinc ion binding; metalloendopeptidase activity. The record is from RefSeq and is a predicted model, not a curated record. The transcript has 6 exons. The coding region runs from base 126 to 989 and encodes 287 amino acids. Gene Ontology annotation, biological process: proteolysis. NCBI's taxonomy places the organism in Eukaryota, Metazoa, Arthropoda, Insecta, Hemiptera, Pseudococcidae.